Molecule: messenger RNA, 4813 nt
Organism: Thalassophryne amazonica
Lineage: Eukaryota; Metazoa; Chordata; Actinopteri; Batrachoidiformes; Batrachoididae
Product: regulating synaptic membrane exocytosis protein 2-like
Exons: 32
Coding region: 1-4227 (1408 amino acids)
Biological process (GO): regulation of membrane potential; calcium ion-regulated exocytosis of neurotransmitter; positive regulation of synaptic transmission
Cellular component (GO): presynaptic membrane; cytoskeleton of presynaptic active zone
Molecular function (GO): small GTPase binding; transmembrane transporter binding
Source: RefSeq, a predicted model, not a curated record
AUGGUCGUGGGGCCUCCUCUGGACCUGCUGCAGCGUCAGUUACAGGCCUGCUGCUGUAGUAACCUGAAAGUGGCAUGCUAUGCAGUCAAAUUUCAGCUGAAUCAGGAGGCAAUGAGAAUGUUGGCUCAGGUCGGCCGGGUCCAGCGCCACUACGGUGAUGUCUCCAUAGCAACAGCCAAACCACAUCAUCUGAAACCAGAGGAUGGUAGGAUACAAGCAUCAAUGUGCUGCAUUAAGUUCUUACCUCACAGAGGAAGCCUGCCGGGUGACAGCACAGCAUUGGCGUUUGGAAAGCUGCAUGUUAUUGGUAGCUUCAGCAGCUCAGAAGAGGACCUAACGACCCCACCUGAGUGCUCCUGCUGUGAGUUGUGGGCGGGGUUAGGCUACCUCAGGAGCUCACCUAGGUUAAUAGACUUCAGUGGCAGCUGCAUCAUGGUCUUCCCAAACAGGCCAGUGUUGGAGAGGCUUCAAGAUAAAUUGACAAAUAUAUUGUGUGGGGAUUUUUCAUCGUGGUAUCUGUCACCUUACCUUCUGUCUUUCGUCCUGUCCAUCACUUGGUUGCUAGGAGACAUGGAAGGCCCAUGGCGGAGUCAAGGUUCCUGCCGCGUCGACCCUGUGUCCAUGUCAAUGCCGGUCACAUGGCAGCCAUCAAAGAACGGGGAGCAUCUGAUUGGUCGGAUUGUUCUGAACAAGAGGAUGAAGGAUGGAACGGUUCCUGCGGAUACAGGGGCUCUGCUGGGACUCAAGGUGGUGGGCGGUAAAAUGACGGAGUCGGGUCGUUUGUGUGCGUUCAUCACCAAAGUAAAGAGAGGAAGUCUGGCUGACACUGUGGGACACCUAAAACCAGGGGAUCAGGUUCUGGAGUGGAACGGUCGAGUUCUUCAAGGAGCCACUUUUGAUGAAGUUCAAAACAUCAUUUUGGAUUCUAAAUUGGAGCCACAGGUGGAGCUGGUUGUGUCCAGACAGAUCAAAGAUGCUUGCAAAGCCCCAGUCGGUUCUCAUGUCCAGCUGGAGUCCAAUUCCAGUUUCUUCGACUCUCAGAACUUUGGCCCGUCCUUCUCUGUUGCUUCUCCCAUGAUUCAUGGCGUUGUGUCAGGGCAGGUCUCUGCUGUAAGCAGGCGUCCUUUGGUUCCCAGGAUUCAGAUGAAACUAUGGUAUGAUAAAGUCAGUCACCAGCUGAUUGUCACCAUUCUUGGAGCCAAAGACCUUCCUGUCCAUGAGGACGGACGCCCGCGGAAUCCAUAUGUCAAAAUCUGCUUUCUGCCAGACAGGAGUGAUAAUAGCAAGCGGCGAACAAAGACAGUGAAGAAGUCGUUGGAGCCGCGUUGGAACCAAACCUUUAUGUACUCUGCAGUCCACCAACAAGAGAUCAGAGAGCGAAUGUUGGAGAUCACAGUGUGGGACCAGGCUCGAGUACAGGAAGAGGACAGCCAGUUCCUUGGCGAGGUACUGAUCCAGCUGGAUUCAGCCCUGUUGGAUGAUCAGCCUUACUGGUACAAACUGCAGACCAACAAUGCUUCCCUAGUGCCACUGCACAGUGCCUCCCCCUACCUACGGCAAAGAGUACUGCAUCCAGAACACACAGCCAGAAGACUACAGAGGUCUCAGCGAAUUGCUGACAGUAAUUUUUCAGACUUGGACUUUGACGAUGGCACUGGAGUGAUAUCAGAAUACAAACGGAAUGGGCGGGACUUACAAAGCUCCACCUUCUCGAUUCCAGAGCAGGCGAUGUUGUCUGGUCACUACUUUCAAUCAGACUUGAGCAAGAUGAAGUCACGGUCGCUGAGUCAGCCGCCUCUUCACAGUGCUAACCCUCUGUACCCACUAUAUCGGGAGGAUGCUGUGCAGUUGUUGCGUGGCACUAAGAUGAGUCGAGCAUACUCUGACGCCGGGCCGUACAGCAGCCUGGACAGGAGACAACUGAGGAGAAUGUCUUUGGCUACACCUCUUGAAUUACAAGAAAGUUCUCCGUAUUUCUGUUUCUUCAGCCACAAUGCCUUCUCAGUCCUCCCCCAUGUUCCUGGUGCCUUUGAGGAUGAACUGCUCAGGGUCAACUCGUGGAGUGGAUCAGCUCAGAUAAGUCCAACGGGAACUCCGGUCUGCAACCGAGGAGGACGUCGACUGCCUAUCAUCCCCCCCAAAGCAGCACCAGAAGGAGUUUUGGCCACACCCAGCAGAGGAACACCUGUUCCAGCAGGAGCUGCUCCUGCCCAUCAUCAGGCCUCUGCUCCUCUACACCGACAAGUUCCUCCAGUUAAUCAGCAACCACCACUUCCCUCAAUACGAAUCCAGGCCCCACCUCACACUGGAGCCUCACAAUCCCAGCUUGGGUCUCCGGCCACUGCGUCGAGCUUAGCUCUUGCACAUCCUGUAGCUGCCCCGCCGUCAGGCCCUGCUCAUCCUCCGUCUGUCCAACCACCGACCCCUGCACAUACUGCAGCUGCCCUGCCCUCAGACCCUGCACAUCCUGUAGCUGCCCCAACCUCAGUCACUGCACAUCCUGCAGUUGCCCCUCCCUCAACCCCUGCACAUCCUACAGCUGUCCAGCCACCAGUCCCUGCACUUUCUACACCUGCCCUGCCCCCAUCUCCUGCACAUCCUACAGCUGUGCCGCCCGCUGCUCCUGCACAUCCUACAGCUGCUCUGCCCGCCGCUCCUGCACAUCCUACAGCUGCUCUGCCCGCCGCUCCUGCACAUCCUACAGCUGUGCCGCCCACUGCUCCUGCACAUCCUACAGCUGUGCCGCCCACUGCUCCUGCACAUCCUACAGCUGUGCCGCCCACUGCUCCUGCACAUCCUACAGAUGCCCCACCUCCAGCUUGUGCUCAACCUCCAGCUAUUGCUCCUGUUCCACUGCCUGUUGCUGCUUCUGUCCCAACCCCAGCUCCUGCAGCAUUUCACCCAACAGAUUCUCAGUCCAAACCUCUACUUGCUGAAGUCCAGUCACAGCCGCCUCUUAAACCAACAUCUACAUCUGAACCUGCCGUCUCACCUACACUACCUCCAGAGACUCCAGAGCCGGAGAGACACUCUGCUACACCUGGCGGGACGAGAAAGGAGGUCACAUGGGAGGACCAGAAGAGAAAAGCAGCCAUGGGUGUAAUGAGAGAGCUAUUAAAGAUGAAGGACAGCUCAACAUUUAAAUCAUCUGACAGUGACAUCAGUGAUGUUUCAGCCCUGUCCAAUGCCUCUGACAGCCGUUCUGUGCACAUAGUGAGUCGGGUGGAAGCCCUGGAGACCCAAUCAGUUGACUCAGUGUGGGAGGAAGUAGAAGGCUCACAGGAAGCUGAGCAACCUGAGACGGGAGUUUCAUUGCAGAAGAGCGACUCAGUGGAGGAAGGAGAAGAAGAACCAGAAAGCACAAAGGCGGCUUCAGGGUCCAGCGCUCCUAUUGCCAAGUCAUCCAGUGUUGGUGGUGAGAUCUGCUCAUUGGGGAGGGAUGAUGAUGAUGAUGACAAGAAACGGCGCUCCAGCUUUGGAGCAAGGGUGAUGGGAAUGGUGGGUCUGGGAAAGAAAAGCCAAAGUAUGUCGCAGCUCAACCCUGAGGAGGAGGAGAAGAAGAAGAAGGUGGUCAGACUUCCAGUUCAGAGAAGCAUAGAAACUGGACUGGCUAUCGAGUUUAAGUCUCGUUUCACCAGACAGCCAAGCCGUGACCUGGAUGCUGAGGACCCCAAACCUGGAGCUCUCAUAUUUCCAGGAGUCAAGUUGGCAUCAGAGAAACAGUUCACUGGCUUCCUGGAAGGCUUAGGCCCCGCCCAGCUGGCAGGUCGUCAGACUCUGGCCACGCCUCCUAUGGGUGACAUUCAGAUCGGGAUGGUGUACCGGAAGGAGCGUCUGGAUGUGGAGGUGAUCCGAGCCCGCGGGCUUUUGGGUAAACAAGGCAACAAGAACACUCCAGCGCCCUACGUGAAGGUCUACUUGAUGGAUAAUGGGAAGUGUGUCCUGAAGAGGAGGACCAGGCUGGCUAGGAAGACCCUGGACCCGCUUUACCAGCAGCAACUUCAGUUUGAAGAAAACCCUGAAGGCAAAGUUCUGCAGAUCAUCGUUUGGGGCGACUACGGCCGGAUGGACCACAAAUCCUUCAUGGGUUCCGCUCAGAUUUUACUUGACGAUCUGGACCUGUCCAACAUGGUGAUUGGCUGGUUCAAACUGUUUCCUGCCACAUCACUGGUGGAUCCUGCCUUGGCACCACUGACCAAUAAGGAGACCGAGGGAAGCAAAUCAUAGGAGGGAAGAAACUCUCAGACUUUUCAAAGAUGAGCAUGGUGAGGACUGAGAACCUCGGUGGGCUGAUUGACAUGGAUUGUGGUCCAGGUUUCUACGCAAACACGAAAAUCAGAACUUUGAAAGCUGAUGUGUUGAGCCUGGUUCUGAAAGGUUCCAGCAUCAAUGUGGCUCCAUGGUUCUGAUGGACUUUCUCAAGGAGUUCCUCAGGGUUUCAAUCCCACAUCUGUUCCCUCACCUCUUAAACGUCCUCUGGUCUUCCAGUGGGUUUGUUUGUCUUCAUCCUUCACUUGGGGCUCCAUCAGCUGAAUUUUCUUCAUUCAGAAACUUUGUUUCCAUCCUUUGAUUGUAUCAUCUUUUAUCUUAACCCCUUCCUCGCCUUGUUCCUGACAUUUAGUCCCCUCCUCCAGGACCUGUCUUGGUUCCUCCCACUAACUUUGUUUGCUGCUGAUCCAGUUCUGACAUUUCCCAAAUGCGGGACUAAUUAAAGGACGAUCGUCAUAUCUUUAAUGAAUGAUCUGGUUCAGCCGAUCUAAUUAAAGUUAAACUGGAAAACAGCAAUGUAAUUCUGGCGUAUAAUUUGUCAGAU